CUGUUAGAUUCUAUUAACUGUCUGGAACAGUUAUAUGGUAUCGGAAUCUUAUGCCGAGACAAUAACCGAAAAUGGCUCAUCCUCACCCUCUUUGCUCUUCCCAUUGUUCCACUUAUUCCUUCUCAUUCCAUUCUGGCAAACCCUUCAUUAUCAUUCCUUCUCGUUCCAAAACUCUUCUCCCCGCCCCACCACGCUUCUCCUCUGCACAACCCUUCAACACUCUACGAGACGCAAAACUCGAUGACCCAGCUGCAAAGUCUUCGUCUUUAUCCAAAAAUUCCAUCUGGGUCAAUCCCAAAAGCUCCAGAGCCAAACAACUUUGGAAGAUUUCACCUCAGACCAGGUCAUCAUUUCUCUCCAAACUCGCCAAGUCUCUGGACUCGUGCAACCCUACCAACGAACAUGUCUCUCAAAUCCUCGAUGUCUUAGGGGACAACAUUCUCGAACGCGAUGCUGUGUUUAUUCUCAAUGUUAUGGUCAAUCCCACUACUGCACUCCUCGCUCUUGGGCACUUCCAGCAAAAGAUUAACCCCGCAAAACACGUUGUUCUUUACAACGUUACUCUGAAGGUGUUUAGGGAGGUUAGGGAUUUUGAAGGUAUAGAGAAGCUGUUUGAUGAAAUGCUUCAAAGAGGAGUCAACCCUAAUAUCAUUACGUUUUCAACUAUAAUUACCUCUGCUACCAUGUGUUCUUUGCCGCGCAAGGCUGUGGAGUGGUUUGAGAAAAUGCAUUCCUUCGGGGUUGAACCUGAUAACAGUAUAUUCCUCUUUAUGAUUCGUGCUUAUGCAAGUAGCGGUAAUGCGGAAAUGUCUAUGAAACUCUACGAUCGUGCAAAAGCAGAGAAAUGGCGCGUUGACACGGGAGUGUUCUCGGCAUUGAUUAAGACGUGUGGGAUAUCGGAGAAUUUUGAUGGAUGUCUGAGUGUUUACAAUGAUAUGAAGGUUCUUGGUGUCAAGCCUAGCAUGGUAACUUAUAACACGCUGUUGUAUGCCAUGGGGAGAGGGAGGAGGGCCUUGGAUGCAAAGGCUAUAUAUGAGGAUAUGCUAAACAGUGGGUUUUCACCAAGUUGGGCUACCUAUGCGGCUCUUUUACAAGCCUAUUGUAAAGCACGUUUUCGUGAGGAUGCGCUGGGAGUUUACAGGGAAAUGAAGGAAAAGGGAAUGGAUGUGGAUGCAGUUCUUUAUAACUUGCUUUUUGACAUGUGUGCUGAUGUUGGUUGCUUGGACGAAGCUUCUGAAAUCUUUGAAGACAUGAAAAGUUCGGGGACUUGCCAACCAGACAAUUUGACAUACGCGUGCUUGAUCAACAUGUACAGUUCUCAUCUUAAACACAGCGAUUCUUUGGAGUCGAGCAAUCCAUGGGAGCAACAGGUCUCCACGAUUUUGAAGGGUAUAGUGGGCAAGAUUUCAGAAAGAGAUGCUAUAUUUAUUCUCAGUAAGAUGGUGGAUCCCAACACUGCCUUAUUUGUUCUUAGAUAUUUCCAUAGCAAGAUUAAUUUCACCAGAGAUAAGGAGGUGAUUACUUACAACGUGACCCUGAAUUUGUUUAGGAAGUCUAGGGAUUUUGAAGGAGCAGAGAAUUUGUUUGAUGAAAUGCUUUAUAGAGGUGUAAAACCAGAUAACAUAACAUUUUCAACAAUGGCUAUCUGUGCUAGUGUGUCUGGUUUUCCCGAUAAGGCUGUGGAGCUAUUCGAAAAGAUGCCCAGCUUUGGGUGUGAACGUGAUGACAUCACAAGCUCAGCCAUGAUAUAUGGUUAUGCACGCACAAAUAAGGUUGAUAAGGCUUUGGAACUAUAUGGUCGUGCAAAAGCUGAGAAAUGGCGCGUUGACGCAGUAACGUUCUCAGCAUUGAUCAAGAUGUUUAGCGUGGCAGGAAACUAUGAUAAAUGCUUAAUAAUCUACCAAGACAUGAAAGUUCUUGGUGUGAAGCCUAGUAUGGCGACAUAUAAUAAUCUGUUGGGUGCCAUGUUGAGAGCUAGGAAUCACCGACAGGCCAAGACUAUAUAUAAUGAGAUGAAAAACAGCGGUGUUUCGCCAGAUUUUAUAACAUAUGCAUCACUUUUGGAAGUCUAUACUAGAGCACUAUGUGGUGAAGAUGCUCUUGGUCUUUAUAAAGAAAUGCAAGGGAACGGAGUGAAUGUUACUGCGGAUCUUUAUAACAAGCUUUUAUCCAUGUGCGCUGAUCUUGGCUACAUAGAUAAAGCUGUUGAAAUUUUUUAUGAUAUGAAAAGUUCUGGGUCUUGCCAGCCUGACAGUUGGACAUUUACUUUCUUAAUGACCAUGUAUUCCCGCAGUGGGAGAGUUUCAGAGGCGGAAGGAAUAUUGAAUGAAAUGAUCCAAUCUGGAUUACAACCUAAUAUUUUUGUUAUGACAUCACUUGUCCACUGCUAUGGAAAAGUUAAGCGAACUGAUGAUGUUGUGAAAAUAUUUAAUCAACUUCUUGAAUUGGGCAUUGAUCCAAAUGAUCACUUCUGCAGCUGUCUGUUAAAUGUUUUGACUCAAGCACCAAAAGAAGAGCUUGGUAAACUAACAGAUUGCAUUGAGAAGGCUAAUCCAAAGCUUGGGACUGCGGUAAGAUAUUUGGUGGAAGGGAAGGAGGGCAAUGGAGAUUUUAGAAAGGAAACGGUAGAACUUCUAAAUUCAUUUCAUGCUGAAGUGAAAAAGCCUUUAUGCAAUUGUCUAAUUGAUCUUUGUGUCAAACUGAAUGUGCCUGAAAGAGCAUGCGACCUUCUGGAUUUAGGACUGAUGCUUGAGAUAUAUACAGAUAUACAAUCCAGAUCUCAAAAUCAGUGGUCUCUGCAUCUGAAGGAGCUCUCAGUUGGAGCUGCUAUGACUGCAUUACAUGUUUGGAUUAAUGACUUGUCUCGGGAAUUGGAAUCAGGGAAGGACCUUCCUCCACUUCUUGGAAUUAAUACUGGGCAAGGAAAACACAAGUAUUCAGACAAAGGCUUGGCUACUGUCUUUGAAUCACAUUUGAAGGAACUCAAUGCUCCAUUCUACGAGGCUGCAGAUAACCCUGGUUGGUUUUUGGUUACAAAGCCAGCAGCCAUAUCAUGGCUGCAAUCUAGGGGUUCAACAGAAUCAAUUGCUAGUUUGAACACUCUGGCUUUAGGUGUUCCAGCAAUGGCCCUUUAGUAUCAUGCUAAUCUUUUCGGCUUUUUCCAAUUCCUUCUGCCGAGAUUUUGUGCUGUAUAUAUGUGCACGAAACUUCUUCUGAAGAAAAAAAAUAGCAACACAUGAUUUCAAUAUUA
Messenger RNA from Vigna umbellata (rice bean), 3250 nucleotides. The record is from RefSeq and is a predicted model, not a curated record. Lineage: Eukaryota; Viridiplantae; Streptophyta; Magnoliopsida; Fabales; Fabaceae.